UGAGGACAUGAAACAAAUGGAAAGUAAGAGAAGACGGAGACAACAUAUCAAGACGGCAUUGCAUAUGAUAUCAAACGUACAAAGCUUCUCAAAAGAAUAUACAUUCCAAGUAUUCCGUGUCUUUCAAGCAAUGUUUAAUGUUUUAAAGAAAAACACUUAAAGGGGAACUCCUCCCUCACAUAAUGUUGGUGCGAAAAGUUCCAUUUUUAUGCAAAGAUAGACAUUCAUAUGAAAUGUUUUUUUGGAUUCUAUUUAUCGACUUUUUAUAUCUACCUGAUGUUGUCUCUAUGAAUGGCAAUGUCCAACUUUAUGCUCGCCAUGGGUCGCUGCCAUCAAACUUCAUUAUGAAAAACAUCACUAAUUCAAAGAUUGAUGAAUGUCUAGAACAAUGUUUAACAGAUUGCUCAUGUUUAUCAUUUCAAAUUUGUGGUACGGCGUGUCAACUUCUUUCUACAACCAUAACUGAGGAGACAAGUAACAAUGAGAAAAGUCAAUGUCAACAUUUCACAAUGAAAAUAUUGAACAAAGAGGAUAAUUCAAGCUACCCCGACGGCACAUGUCAUGUGAAAAUAGAUUGCUGUCUUACAUCAAAUUACUGCAAUAACAACGGAAAAUGUCAACUAUCAACCUCAAGUUCGAGUAAAGUGCGCGCCUUUUGCGAAUGUAAAGAAGGAUUUGUAGGUAAACGUUGUGAAAAGAAAGCAAAGUCUUGUCAAAAUUUUCUUGGUCGUUUAAAUGGCUGGUAUCAAAUAUUUGCAAAUGAAAGUAAAAUGGUUAAAGUUUACUGUCAGUUUGAUUCUGCGCAUGUUUGGACAUUAGUUAUGUCCUAUAGCUUGAAAUUACGUGCUCAAUAUAGACUUCAACCAUAUCAUAAAAGCUUUUCUCGAAAUGAAACGAAUGAAACAUGGGAAGAUCACAGACUUUCAUUUAACGCAAUGAAGAGUAUAAAAGAAGAUGGAAACACGUUAUGGCGUAUCACGUGCUCAUACGGUGACAAAGACUGGAAUAAAACAGAUUUGGUUGUUGCAACCCAUGAAAAUGCACCAAUUUUGAAGCUGACUAACAGCGAUGCCGUUUGCCUAAAUGUCAGUUUUAUCGAUAUCAAAGGCUACAACUGUACAAAUUGCAGCAUUCCUUUCUGGCAAAAUGACAAACAUAUUUUUCAUACAGACAAUACCCAUGUUCAAUAUAUAUGCAAUCUGAAGAACUUCCAAUCAUCAGGCUGUAGCAAUAUUGGUGGUAAAGGAGGAGAAGAUAAUUUUGGAUAUUAUGAUUGCUAUAACACUACACAUCGUUGCGCAUCAUCAGAAAAUGCCACAACACAAUUAUGGUUUGGUAAACGCAUGAAUUUGAACUGAUAAGUGCAUUGUACGAUUUUUAAGUUAAGCGAAUUAAUAAAAAUAUUAAUUGGACGUUGUUGACAUAAAAAUAUCAAGUAACUACAGCUACUUGUUGAAGAGACAGGCAUUAUUGAAAAUAUUGAUUCAAUCGUAUUAUUAGUGAUAAGAAUUCUACAUUGCUACUGUAAGUUUACUGUAGACAUAAUUAUUCAAUAAAUUAUACGGAUAGAAGAACAGCCGAAUUUUGAAAAAAUUAAAAUAAAAGAUCGAACAGCUA
This is a messenger RNA of Xenia sp. Carnegie-2017, 1617 nucleotides long. RefSeq lists its product as uncharacterized. Bases 183 to 1358 code for a protein of 391 amino acids. The record is from RefSeq and is a predicted model, not a curated record. Lineage: Eukaryota; Metazoa; Cnidaria; Anthozoa; Malacalcyonacea; Xeniidae. The transcript is spliced from 4 exons.